AUGAGGGUCUCACACGCGAUCAUUUCGGCCAUCCUGGGCGCCAACGCAGCGACGGCCAAGCCGCUCCACCCGCGCAUCUACGCGGAUGCCCCGGCGCCGGCUCACCUCCCGAGAGCGGAAUCUGACGACACCCAGACGACGAAGAGCCGCAGCGAGCUGCUCCAGGGCGCGUACAUUGUCGAGUUCGCCGACGACAACGACACCCCUUCAAGCUUCCUUGAGUCGCUAAAGGCCGUUGGCAUCGAUGCCGACACGCGUAUGGAGAUGAGCUACCGCUUCUUCAAGGGUGUGUCUUUCCAAGUCAAAGAGUCCAACGCAGCGCACCAUGAUAGCGCGCUCUUCCGUCGCCAGAUGGCUGGUUCUUCCCGCAUCAAGAAUGUUUGGCCCGUGAAGACCAUCAAGCUCGACCUGCCCGAGGAUAACGGUGCCCCUAACCAAGGCUCCGCAACUGCGAACGCCCGCAUAAAGCGUCAGGGCGGUGCUCCCGGCAACUCGACCACGGACACUUUCUCCCCUCACAUCAUGACCCAGGUCGACAAGUUGCGCGAACAGGGCAUCACCGGUAAGGGAAUUCGUGUGGGAAUUAUCGACAGUGGUGUCGACUGGACGCACCCCGCCCUCGGAGGCUGUUUCGGCCCUGGCUGCCUCGUCGAAGCCGGAUGGGACUUUACCGGCGACGAUUUUCUUCCUGGCGUUCGACCUGCGCAGCCCGAUGCCGACCCCAUGGACGACUGCGUGGGCCACGGAACCCACGUUGCUGGAAUCAUCGCCGCUCAGCUCGAAGGCAAUGAGUACGGCUUCACUGGUGCCGCUCCCGGAGUGAAGCUGGCUGCUUACCGUGCAUGGGGAUGCGCUGCUUCGGGGACCAACGAGAUUUUAAUUGCUGCGUUCAGCCGGGCUUUCGAGGAGGGAGCUGAUAUCAUUUCCUGCUCUGAUGGAGAUGCUUCCGGUUGGGCUGAGGACGCUUGGGGCCUUGUUGCUUCCCGCAUUGUUGAUGCCGGCGUUCCUGUUGUCAUCUCUGAGGGCAACGAUGGUGGCACCGGCAUGUUCUACGCCUCAACUCCGGCAACAGGGCGGGGCGUUGCCGGCAUCGGUGCCGUUACGAACGCAUUGUUUCCCACUCUUCUCAACGCCGGCACUUUCACUGUUGACUCGAAUUCUACUGGAAGCAGUAAGACCGAGUUUGGCUACCUGCCUGGUGUUCCCGAGUUGACUGGUGAUCUGUCCCUUCAGCUUUGGACUGGCGACGCCUGCAGUGCUUUGCCGGAAGAUACGCCGGAUCUUAGCAAUAAGAUCGCCCUGCUGCAGUUCCCCGACUCUCGAGCGACCGGCUGCUACCCUAACGACCAAGGCAACAAUGUUGCAGCGAAGGGCGGACAUUACAUCCUCUACUACACCAACGACAACACAACCAUGCGCGAUGAGCAGUACGUUUACUCCGAUGGCAUCCUAGGCGUCGCGUCUGUCCCGCCUUAUCAGUCUACGCAGUGGCUAUCUCUCCUCGACCAAGGCCGAGCUGUCGCUGUCUCCAUCCCGAAUGCCAACAACACCAAGACUCGCCUCGAGAACCUCGAAAACAACAGCAGCGGCAGCUACAUGGGCACCUUCUCCAGCUGGGGACCGACAUGGGAACUGGACGCGAGCCCUCAGUUCGCCGCCCCCGGUGCCAACAUCCUGUCUACUUACCCUGUUGCCCUGGGCUCUUACCGAGUCAUGACGGGAACGAGCAUGUCGUGCCCGAUGACUGCUGCCAUCUACGCCCUGCUCGCCGAGGCUCAUGGUACCAAGGACCCCAAGCGCCUCGCCUCGUUCCUCUCGUCUACCGCGAAGCAGCUCGACUGGUAUGAUGGCACCACAGCUCACUCUGACAUCGUUGCCCCCGUCCCGCAACAGGGCGCUGGUAUUGUCCAGGCAUUUGAUGCAGCCCGUUCCACCGCCGAGCUCAGCGUCAAUUCCAUCUCCUUUAAUGACACGGACAACUUCGUCGGCAACGCCACCGUCAGCAUCAAGAACACUGGAUCCGCAGACCUUGUCUUCGAUAUCAGCCACCGCAAGGCUGUGACCAUGUACACCUUCAUUUCCACCUCCGACCGCCUGAGAGCGGCCGCCUUCCCCAACCCCAUCAUCGAGGAGUGGGCGGACCUCCAGUUCAGCUCUGAAAAGCUGACUGUUCCCGCUGGUGGCUCGGUUGACUUGACCGUCACCUGCAUACCCCCUUCCAACCUCAACGCGACCCUCCUGCCGGUGUACAGCGGCUACAUCAUCCUCACAAGCACCACCGACGCCCCCUCACUCAACGUGCCGUACCUCGGCGUGGUCGGCAGCAUGUACAGCACCCCAGUCCUGACCGCCUCGCAAGCUUACCUCGCCGAGUACAACGGCGUCGUCCCCGCGAACCGCACCUACACCAUCGCUCGCCCAGAUCCUGCCAACCCUCCUCGUACCGACCGUGGUGACCAGUCUGCCACUCCCAACGUUUACAUCCAACCUACCGUGGGCACCGCCUCACUCGCGGUCGACGUCCUGUCUGUUGUCAAUGGCAAGGAGGAGAACCUCGGGAGCUUGGCCGGCUGGCCUCUUCCGUACGUUACGCGUGUUGACCAACGAGCGUACUUCAACGGCCUGCUUGCCGACGGCACUGUUCUCGAACCUGGUGUGUAUAAGAUGCGAGUUAGCGCACUCAGAAUCUACGGAGAUCGUGAGAAGAAGGAAGAUUGGGAUGUGUUUACGACGGUGCCUUUCAUCGUCAAGUACCAGGCGGCUGGCAACGCAACAACUGCCGCUUAG
Messenger RNA from Colletotrichum chrysophilum, 2787 nucleotides. RefSeq lists its product as uncharacterized. Gene Ontology annotation, molecular function: serine-type endopeptidase activity; tripeptidyl-peptidase activity. Lineage: Eukaryota; Fungi; Ascomycota; Sordariomycetes; Glomerellales; Glomerellaceae. The transcript is spliced from 4 exons. The record is from RefSeq and is a predicted model, not a curated record. Bases 1 to 2787 code for a protein of 928 amino acids. Gene Ontology annotation, cellular component: cell wall; cytosol; membrane. Gene Ontology annotation, biological process: proteolysis.